Molecule: messenger RNA, 2984 nt
Organism: Juglans regia (Persian walnut)
Lineage: Eukaryota; Viridiplantae; Streptophyta; Magnoliopsida; Fagales; Juglandaceae
Product: nitrate reductase [NAD(P)H]-like
Exons: 4
Coding region: 36-2750 (904 amino acids)
Biological process (GO): nitrate assimilation; nitric oxide biosynthetic process
Molecular function (GO): nitrate reductase (NADPH) activity; heme binding; molybdenum ion binding
Source: RefSeq, a predicted model, not a curated record
GACAUAAAUUUUUUUUCUCUCUCUUUCUGUCUUCAAUGGCGGCUUCAGUGGACAACCGCCAGUUCACUGGCCUCGAACCCAACAUGAAAGGUGCGGUUCUUACCUUCAAUCCGGUUGCCAACAGCCACUGGUCCGACUCCCCGGAUAGUGCGCAUGCGUUGAAACAAGUCGUGACGGCGGAAGAUUCGUCGAGCGAGGAAGAGAAUGAGAAAUAUUACAGAGAAUUGAUACAGAAAGGGAACAGCGAAUUAGAGCCGUCGACCGUGGACCCGCGAGACGAGGCCACGGCCGAUAAUUGGGUGGAGCGCAACCCCUCCAUGGUCCGGCUCACGGGGAAACACCCCUUCAACUCGGAGCCGCCCCUGACUCGGCUCAUGCACCACGGGUUCAUCACCCCGGCGCCACUCCACUAUGUGCGCAACCACGGGGCGGUCCCCAAGACCAGGUGGGAGGACUGGGACGUCGAGGUCUGCGGACUCGUCAAACGACCUGCCCGGUUCACCAUGGACGAACUGGUCACCGACUUCAAAAUCCGCGAGUUACCGGUCACUCUGGUCUGCGCGGGAAACAGACGGAAAGAGCAGAACAUGGUGAAACAGACCAUCGGUUUCAACUGGGGAGCAGCCGGGGUCUCCACAUCGGUGUGGCGUGGUAUACUGCUCCGGCAUGUGCUGAAGCGGUGUGGGAUCUUGAGCCGUAAACGUGGGGCCCUCAAUGUGUGCUUCGAAGGGCACGAAGACCUGCCAGGUGGAGGUGGGUGCAAGUACGGGACGAGUAUUAAGUACGAGGUCGCCUUGGAUCCGUCGAGGGAAAUCAUGUUGGCGUACAUGCAAAACGGUGAGCAUUUGUCUCCGGACCAUGGGUUCCCGGUGAGGAUGAUCUUACCGGGAUUCAUAGGUGGAAGAAUGGUAAAAUGGCUGAAGCGGAUUAUUGUGACGACCAAAGAAUCAGACAGCUAUUAUCAUUAUAACGACAACAAAGUACUUCCCUCUCACGUUGACGGGGAGCUUGCUAAUUUUGAAGCUUGGUGGUAUAAGCCUGAGUAUAUUAUAAAUGAGCUGAACAUAAAUUCUGUGCUAACGACGCCAUGUCAUGAUGAGAUAUUACCGAUAAAUUCGUGGACGACCCUAAGGCCGUACACUUUGAGGGGCUACGCGUAUUCAGGAGGUGGGAGGAAAGUGACUCGUGUCGAGGUGACUGUAGACGGUGGAGAGACGUGGCGGGUGUGCGGGUUGGAGCACCCGGAGAAGCCGAACAAGUACGGCAAAUAUUGGUGCUGGUGCUUCUGGUCAUUGGAGGUGGAGGUGCUGGAUCUGCUUGGAUCCAAGGAGAUUGCGGUUCGAGCCUGGGAUGAAGCCCUCAACACACAGCCCGAGAAGCUCAUAUGGAAUGUCAUGGGAAUGAUGAACAACUGCUGGUUCCGGGUAAAAAUAAAUGUGUGCAAGCAGCCACACAGGGGAGAGAUUGGAAUCGCGUUUGAGCACCCGACUCUCCCCAGCAAUCAGUCUGGCGGAUGGAUGGCCAAGGAAAAGCACCUUGAGAAAUCAUCCGAAUUUCUCAAGAAGAGCGUCUCAUCACCCUUCAUGAACACGUCCUCAAAUAUGUACUCAAUAUCUGAGGUCAACAAGCACAGCUCGGCCGAAUCAGCUUGGAUCAUUGUCCACGGCCAUAUCUAUGACUGCACCCGGUUCCUCAACGAUCACCCCGGUGGUGCUGACAGCAUUCUUAUCAACGCCGGCACCGACUGCACCGAAGAGUUCGACGCCAUUCACUCCGACAAGGCCAAGAAGAUGCUCGAGGAAUAUCGAAUAGGCGAGUUCAUUACAACGGAUUAUGCCUCCGACUACUCGACCACCUCUUCGCCCAACAGCUCAGUGCAUGGCGCCUCGAACACAUCCACUCUCGCCCCCAUCAAAGAGACUGCGCCGCUCAGAUGUGUCGCGCUAGUCCCGCGUGAGAAAAUCCAUUGCAAGCUCAUGGAGAAAAAGUCAAUAUCCCAUGAUGUCCGGCUCUUCCGGUUUGCAUUGCCGUCAGAUGACCAGGUCUUAGGUUUACCGGUAGGGAAGCAUAUCUUUUUAUGCGCUACCAUAGACAAGAAGCUGUGCUUGCGGGCUUACACUCCAACCACCAAUGUUGAUGAAGUCGGAUACUUUGAUCUAGUGGUUAAGAUUUACUUAAAAAGUGUGCACCCGCAGUUUCCAAAUGGAGGGCUUAUGUCACAGUACCUAGACGCACUUCCACUAGGUUCGAUUCUUGACGUGAAGGGUCCCUUGGGUCACAUUGAAUAUACUGGUCGUGGUAGCUUUUCAGUUCAUGGAAAACCCAAGUUUUCGAAGAAGCUAGCCAUGCUCGCCGGCGGGACAGGGAUCACACCCAUAUAUCAAAUAGUUCAGGCCAUUCUGAAGGACCCAGAAGACGAGACAGAGAUGUAUGUGGUCUACUCGAAUCGCACCGAGGAUGAUAUUUUGCUAAAGGAAGAGCUCGAUGCUUAUGCUCAGAAACAUGACAAAUUGAAGGUGUGGUAUGUGGUUCAGGAAUCUAGAAAGGAAGGGUGGCAGUACAGUGUGGGAUUCAUCACGGAGAGUGUUCUGCGAGAGCACAUCCCGGAAGGAUCAUCGGAGGGUACUACUUUGGCCUUAGCAUGUGGGCCACCGCCGAUGAUUCAGUUUGCCGUGCAGCCAAAUUUGGAGAAGAUGAAUUAUGAUAUCAAGAAUUCGUUGUGGUCUUUUAGAGGAUGGAAAAAAUUAUAGUUUGUAUAUAUCUUGUGUGUGUCAUCCCCUUGCAUUCUUUCUCCUUUCUUCUUGAUCUUCUUUUGAAGUAGUUUCUCGAGGACAUAAAAAGGAUCAAAUCAAAUUGGUUGAAUAUAUGGGUUUUUAGGCUUUUUAAUUUGGUUUCCUUCAACCAAAGGACAGAUAUAAUUUCUGAUCUCAUGGUGUUAGAUGUGAUGUAUAUUUAAUUAAAGGCAAUUCCAUGGUUUAGUACUA